This is a messenger RNA of Terrapene triunguis (Three-toed box turtle), 1365 nucleotides long. It is a transcript of the gene FYRD1, whose product is annotated as transforming growth factor beta regulator 1. Gene Ontology annotation, cellular component: nucleus. The transcript has a single exon. The record is from RefSeq and is a predicted model, not a curated record. Bases 26 to 1201 code for a protein of 391 amino acids. NCBI's taxonomy places the organism in Eukaryota, Metazoa, Chordata, Testudines, Emydidae. Gene Ontology annotation, biological process: regulation of cell cycle.
UGUCCAUGUGAGAGUGAAUCUAUGAAUGUGUGUGCCUGUGUGUGCCCAUAGAGGUGAUGGUGCCCGGGCUCUCUGCUCCAGCAGGUCUGAAGGUGGCUAUCGUGGUGAGCCGAGGAUGAAGAAGGUGUCAAGGAAGAGCCAGAAUGAGAAGUACCGGCUGAAGUACAGCCGGCUGCGCCGGGCAGCCAAGGCCAUGGUGUUCGAGAAUGCAGCACUGUGCGAUGAGAUUGCCCGGCUGGAGGAGAAAUUCCUGCGGGCGAGAGAGGAGCGUCGAUUCCUCUUCACCAAGCUGCUGCAGCUGCAGGCACUGUCAGCCGAGGAGGAGAGCCCGGCGGUGCCAUUGGGGGGCAUCUCAGCAGGGUACGGCGUGGCACCGACACCUGGCCCAGAUGAGCCAGCGCCUGCGGGGAAGCGGCCCAAGAAGGGCAAGGAGAACGGGCGUGCGGCCAAGCGGCGGGCAGCACCAGACAGGGGGGUGCGGCGGCUAGUGCAGCCAGUGCCGCUGGACCCCUCGGGUCGGCCUGUUUUCCCCAUCGCGCUGGGUGGGCUGACGGUCUACAGCCUGGGUGAGAUCGUGGCCGACCGGGCAGGCUUCCACGAUGAGGGAGCCAUCUACCCAGUGGGUUUCUGCAGCACACGGGUCUACGCCAGCAUGCGGCGCCCUGACCAGCGCUGCCUCUACACCUGCCAGAUCAAAGAUGGCGGAGUGGGUCCCCGCUUUGAGAUCGUGCCUGAGGAUGAGCCGGGCAGUGCCCUGGCGGGCACCACGGCUGACACCUGCCACGCCCAGCUCCUGGCGGCCAUCAGUGCUGCCCGGGGGCGGCCCUACCCUGAGCUGGAGGCAGCCGGGGCUGAUUUCUUCGGCUUCUCGCACCCGGCCGUGCACAACCUGAUCCAGAGCUGCCCCGGGGCCCGCAAGUGCGGGGCCUACCGCUGGGUGCGCUUCGAGGUGUGUCGUCCCGGGGAUGGGCAGGUGCCCCAGGGGCUGCCCGACAACUGCGCCGCCACCGACUUCCAGUCCUUCCGCCGCCGCGCCCAAGAGGAGGAGGAGCGGGACCGUGGAGGGGGCGGAGCUGGGGGGCGUGCACUGGGGCUGACCCCUGCCCAGGCCUUCACUUCCCCCUGCUCCUAUGAGGAGGUGUUCCUGAGCCGCCCUCUCGAGUCCCCCGGUCAUGGCAGCCCCGAUGGUUCUGAUGACUGAGACCCCUCUCCCCCUCAACCCUGGUGUGGCCUCCAUGGAGCCACCCCCCCCCCCCCCCGCCCGGUACGGCCUGCACAGCUCUUCCCAUGAAGCGCUCCCCCAUCCCAGCCUAUACAGAGUUCCCAGCUCAGCAUGGCCCCCACAGCUCCUGCCACUGAGCCCCC